GCGUCUCGCGCUUUCGGAGUCCCCCACGAUCAAGUCAGACGUUCAACACGAUAUCCGAGUACAGUAUCCUGGUCAGAAGCUUCGGUAUCUCGGUAGCUACUGCAAGUCAACUCAGCAAAAUGAGCUCGGAGAAGUCAAUUCCCAAACCGUCUGGUUCCAACAAACGGUCGUCUGAUGCUCUUGAAGAUGCGGAACGAAACGGACCGAGGAAGGCUUCGAAACUAUUCCCGAUCUUCGAGAAGAAGUCGGCCGAACCGCACUCAACAUUCCAGUGGCUCAAGCCAGCCCUGGGCCCGCAGCGAUCCUGCCUACACGGCAUCAAUAUGAGCCCCGAGAGCCGGCAGAGAGUGGCAGCCUUUGAUCUUGACGGGUGUGUCAUCCAGUCCAGUUUUCCGAAGAAAACGAAGGGCAACGCAACGCCUGAAUUUCAAUGGUGGCGACCGAACAUACCGAAGAAAUUGAAAGAGGUGCAUGACUCGGGGUAUUCAGUCGUUAUAAUCACGAACCAGGCCCUCAAGAGCGCUGCCUUAGCAGACUGGAAACGGAAGGUCCCAGUAAUAGCUACCGCUCUCUCCGAUGUGCCGUUUCGAAUCCUUGCGGCCACUGCCCGCGAUGGCUAUCGCAAGCCAAUGCCUGGCAUGUGGUAUGAACUAGAACGUAUAUUUGCCUUGGAUGGUGUGGAGAUAGAUAAAUCUGCCUCGAUAUUUGUGGGUGACGCAGCGGGUCGACAAGGCGAUCAUGCUUCGACCGACAGAAAAUGGGCGCUGAAUGUCGGUCUUCCAUUCUACACUCCAGAGGAAUACUUCCUCAAAUUACCUGCUGCGCCAUAUACCCUGCCAGGUUUCCACGUCUCAUCGCUGCCAACUGAUUUACCACGCGUAACGCCGACAUCGACACCACUGAUACCGCCUCAGCCCAAACGGGAGAUCGUUGUGUUCGUCGGGUACCCUUCACUGGGGAAGUCCUCCUUCUACAUGAAACACUUUCAACCAGCGGAUUAUGUACACGUCAAUCAAGACACACUUCGCACAAGGGACAAGUGCGUGAAGGCUGUCCGGGAGGCUGUCCAGGAAGGCAACAGUUGCGUCGUAGACAAUACGAAUCGCAAUGCGGAGACGAGGCGGCACUACGUGGAGCUUUCCAAGCAGCUCUCCGUGCCAAUAAGAUGCAUUGUAUUUGAAGGGUCCUUAGAACUAGCAUGGCAUAACAAUCUCUACAGAGCCUUCAACUUACCGCCGUCGACUGUCGAACGAGAGCCUAAGAGGGAGCUUUUGCCGUACAACGCCUUCACCAGUUUUCGCGCGCAGUAUGAAGAGCCGCAGCUGAAGGAGGGUUUUCAGGAAAUUAAGAAAGUCAAUUGGGUUUUCGAAGGUGACGAGGAGGAGCGGCGGCGUUGGGGCAUGUGGCUACAAAUCGACGGGAAGUAGCGUUCAUUAUACCAGGACCUUCUGCUAUACUUUCCCUCUAGACCGGACAUGCCGUCGAGCCAGCCGCAUCUGUUCUUGAGCACGAACCAUGGGGACUAGUGUCAACUAGGGACACACAACUGACAAUGACUACAGAGCGUCCGGAUCUACAAUCGUUGACUGCCCGUCACGAUUGGAAUUGGAUGGUGUGCUAGUUU
Rhodofomes roseus is the source of this 1624-nucleotide messenger RNA. RefSeq names its product PNK3P-domain-containing protein. The transcript is spliced from 11 exons. Bases 120 to 1427 code for a protein of 435 amino acids. Gene Ontology annotation, biological process: DNA repair. Lineage: Eukaryota; Fungi; Basidiomycota; Agaricomycetes; Polyporales; Fomitopsidaceae. Gene Ontology annotation, molecular function: polynucleotide 3'-phosphatase activity; double-stranded DNA binding; ATP-dependent polydeoxyribonucleotide 5'-hydroxyl-kinase activity. The record is from RefSeq and is a predicted model, not a curated record.